CGUCCUCUCUCCGCCCAUCCCCAGUCCUCAUCAAUUUAUUUACAGGCAGAUCAACCUGUCCUGUCGAGAACUGCUGACACGGGGAAUUUUGUGGAAGAAACUCCUUAUCCCUCGCCAUGGCGCCUGCUUUGGGGUCCCAUACAUUAAGCAAGGAUGAUGUGAAUGACAUGUUACACUUUCGGAUGAUUAACGAGCAACAAGUGGAGGGCAUCAGCAUUAACUUUUUCUACAAGCCUCACACUCUCACCCUUUUGACGUUCACUGUGGCUAGCUUGAUGUACUUCGUCUUUUCCAGGGAUGAUGCUGAUGUUGACAACAACUUUCGAGUGGGUUUCCUGUUGGUCGUCUCCUUCUUCCUUGUCAUCAGUGUCCUGGCAUUCCCCAAUGGUCCAUUCACAAGACCACAUCCUGCAAUUUGGCGCAUGGUAUUUGGUCUGAGUGUUCUGUACUUCCUGUUCCUGGUCUUCCUCAUCUUCCUGAACUGGGCCCAGGUGAAGAGGCUCAUGUACUGGGUGGACCCCAACCUACGCUACGCUACCCGUGAGGCUGAUGUCAUGGAAUAUGCAGUGAACUGUCACGUGAUCACCUGGGAGCGGAUCCUGAGCCACUUUGACAUCUUUGCGUUUGGGCAUUUCGGGGGCUGGGCCAUGAAGGCAAUGCUCAUCCGCAGCUACGCCCUCUGCUGGACCAUCAGCAUCACCUGGGAGCUCACUGAGCUGUUCUUCAUGCACCUGCUGCCUAACUUUGCUGAGUGCUGGUGGGACCAGUUGAUCCUGGACAUCCUGCUGUGUAAUGGAGGGGGCAUCUGGUUGGGCAUGACUGUGUGUCGCUUCUUGGAGAUGCGGACCUACCAAUGGGCCAGCAUCAAAGACAUCCACACGACCACAGGGAAGCUGAAGCGGGUUGUGCUCCAGUUCACCCCAGCAAGCUGGACCUACGUACGAUGGUUAGACCCCAAGUCCUCCUUCCAGAGGGUGGCAGGGAUCUACGUCUUUAUGAUCCUCUGGCAGCUGACUGAGUUGAACACGUUCUUCCUGAAGCACAUCUUCGUGUUCCAGGCGUCUCACGCUCUCAGCUGGUGCCGGAUUCUCCUUCUUGGAAUCAUCACAGCCCCUACUGUACGACAGUAUUAUGCAUAUCUGACAGACACACAGUGCAAACGAGUGGGAACACAGUGCUGGAUGUUUGGGGCCAUAGCCUUCCUGGAGGCCCUGGUGUGCGUCAAGUUUGGACAGGACGUGUUCUCCAAAACACAAGCUCGGUCUGUGUUCCAGUGGCUUCUAUGUGUGGCUUUCAUCACACUUCUCUGUCUGUAUGGGAUGGUGCGGUAUGAGCAGAAGUAUGAGCCUGAGUUAAAGAGCGUCUCUGAGAGUGAUGAUGGCAACCUGAUAGAGUCAUGUGGUUACAGCCCUGAUGACAUUACAGGUGAGAGAGACUCUCGGAAUAACUCAGCCAGCCCAUCUAAACAAGGGAGAGGCUCUGCGAGAACCAAAGCUGUCAAUGGACACGAAGAUUAAAAGCAAUGAGAGCCAAUGAAGGGACUACGGUACAUCCCUACUACAUCCAACAACUCUGUGGGGAGAUGGAAGGAAGAGAAUUUGGGUAAGGAGGUUCAAGAGGUGGGGAUAUUACAUUGGUUGAAGAACAAUGACAAGAUAAAUGAAGCAUAAACUGAAUGGAAAAGGCUGAGCAGAGAGCUUCACUACAUUUACAUUAGUAAUUUAGCAAACGCUCUUACCCAGAACAACUUACUACACUUGGGUGACCGCAUUUACCACUUGAUGAGGAGGCACCAGCUGUUGAGUUUACAAUCUUCACAGAAUUUACUGAACACCAAGGUGCAUUUUUACUCUUCCAACUCUUCCCCCUCUUUUGUUCAAAUGAUGACCAUAAAUAUUACAGGAUGGAUUUUAUUUAACGUACAAUGAAAACCUAAAUUAUGUGAAGUCAAAGCCUGAAUGUUUUAGAUGCCUGGUUUCCCUUUUCCGUAUUCAGAGUUUAUUAUUGAUACUUAUUUUAACUCAAUCAAUUCAAGCCAAAUAUUGAAAGUCAGAGUUCACAUUUUUCUAUGAGAAUUUCGAAGAUAAUUUCAAUAAAUGUUUACAACUGACUAGUAUUGAAAUGGAGUUGGUCUCAACCCUGUUUGGACAGAUCUGUUUUUAAGAUAAUUCCAGGCCUUAAAUGUUUAAAAUGUUGAUCAUGUCAUGAUGACCCACUUUGUUUGAGUGUGUGAAAGGUAAUAUGAUUAACCAUUGUUUUUAUACAAGAAUUAAGAGUGCAUUUGUUUAGUAUGAAUUAUGUGAACUGCAUACUGUUGCAAGAUAAUUUAUAUGAAUAUAGCUUUCUAAUAAAUAUUUUAAACAGGACAAAGAA
Messenger RNA from Salmo salar (Atlantic salmon), 2373 nucleotides. RefSeq names its product phosphatidylserine synthase 1. The record is from RefSeq and is a predicted model, not a curated record. Gene Ontology annotation, molecular function: L-serine-phosphatidylethanolamine phosphatidyltransferase activity. Lineage: Eukaryota; Metazoa; Chordata; Actinopteri; Salmoniformes; Salmonidae. Gene Ontology annotation, biological process: phosphatidylserine biosynthetic process.